AUGGCGGAAGUGCUGGGCUUGGUCUCCAGCUGCCUCACCAUCAUUGAGUUGUCGGCCAAGAUCGUCGGGUGGUGUGUCGAGUAUUCGGCCUCCGUCAAAAAUGCCGCGGCGGAUAUCCAACGCCUGCAAAGGCAGGUUGAGGCGCUGCGGGUAAUAGUUCAGGGCCACCGGAAUCUCCUCGAGGGACACAAUGGCGUCAAACUCUCCGUGUCAAACAACGUACGCCAGGCUGUUGAUGCCUGCUGUGGACAUCUUUUCCAGGUUCACGAGAAGCUGAAGCCAAGAAAAAGACAUUCUGCCAGGAACCUGCUGGGAAUUCGAGCCCUUACAUGGCCUUUCAGCAGUUCAGAAGUGGUCAAACUAAUCAGCGAUAUCCAAUCCUGGAUGGACAUCAUGGAUGCAGGUCUGCAAAUUGAUCAGUGCGCCAUCAUUCUCGAUACCAAUCAACAGAUGGUCCUCUCCAAACUCCCCACAGCCUCAGGCGCAUCUUACAACUCGCACCAGAAUGAACACGCUCCAAGAUGCCACCCCGAAACCAGGCUCGACCUUCUCUCCCAAAUACACCAAUGGGCUCAAGAUCCUCAGACAAAACCACUGUACUGGUUGAAUGGCAUGGCAGGGACUGGGAAAUCGACCAUUUCGCGGACCUUGGCCGCGUAUUUUGAUUCUAUAGGAAGCCUCGGGGCCAGCUUUUUCUUCAAAAGAGGCGAGCAUGAUCGCUCAGCUUCUACACUUCUAUUCUCGACCAUCGCAUAUCAACUUGCCUAUGCGUAUCCCGCCGCCUUGCCUCAUAUCAUCCAAGUCCUUGAAACUGAGCCAUCCAUCUCGCAAAAGCCUCUCAAGGAGCAGUUUCAAAGGCUUGUUGUGGGGCCCCUGUCUCGGAUCCAAGCACAAUCACAGAGCCUCAUUAUCAUCAUCGAUGCCUUGGACGAGUGUGACUCGGACCAGGAUAUCAGGAUCAUCAUAUCCGCCUUUACACAGGCGAACAGCCUGAACUCAGCUAGACUCAAGGUUCUCGUUACCAGCAGACCAGAGCUGCCCAUCCGGCUCGGGUUCUCAGGUCACGAGGGUGUCUACGAAACACUGAUCCUACAUGAGGUUCCUCCGCUUCAUGUGGAGACCGAUCUCUUCAUAUAUCUGAUGCAUGAAGUCAAGCUCAUCAGGGAUUCGUUCAACCGAACUGUACCUCUCCAUCGACACUUGUCACUGGAUUGGCCCAACCCGCUACAUAUUGCGAUUCUUGCGCGGAGUGCGUCUCCGCUGUUCAUCAUUGCGGCCACGAUGAUGCGUAUCAUCGGGGAUCGUGUCUUGGGCAGCCCAGACGACCAACUCACAAGGAUCUUGGAUGAUCUCACUCUCCGUAGCGACAUUGGUGGCAAUAUCAGCGCCACGUACCUUUCUGCACUGAGCCCAAUUGUUGCUGGCCGCUCCAGCCGAGAUAAAGAUUACAUCCUCCAGCAAUUCCGUGCCAUCAUCGGGCCCCUGAUUCUUCUACAGACGCCGCUCUCUAUAGGAUGCCUCGGACGCCUGCUAGAUAUUCCCCACAACCUUAUCGACCAGACGCUCGACUCACUACAUUCCGUGCUCAACAUCCCUAACAUACCCGGCGGUGUUGUGCGGCUCUUUCACUUGUCCUUUCGCGACUUCCUGCUGAACGCCGAGAACCCGGGUAGCACCGAUUUCCAGAUCAAUGAGGCCAACACCCACAAAGAACUGGCAUUCCAGUGUCUAGAUCUGCUGAUGACACGAACUCCCCUGCACAAGAACAUCUGUAAUUUCCAGUGGCCUGGGACCCCAUGUUGUGGCAUCAGCACCGAGUUUAAAAUGCAUUGUCUGCCAGCGGAGGUGCAGUACGCGUGCCUCUACUGGGUCCAUCAUCUGAGGAACAGCCAGGUUCGGAUCCAUGACGGCGACCGAGUACACGAGUUCCUCAAGAUACAUUUCCUCCACUGGUUGGAAGCACUCAGUAUUCUCGGCCGAGUUUCUGAAACAAUUACUCAAAUCUCCAUGUUGCAAAGCCUGGCGCAGUUCGAAGCAGCAUCGGAAGUGCUCUCUUUUCUCGAAGGAGCAAGGCGUUUCAUCUUGGCUCACAGACACAUUGCCUCCCGGGUGCCAUUGCAGCUCUAUUCUUCGGCACUCAUCUUCAGUCCGGUGAAUAGCGUCAUCCGCCAAACUUUUGUAGAGGACAUGCCACCAUAUAUUACUCUCUUUCCCAAGGUGGACCAAGAUUGGUCCGCUGCUUUGAUGUCGCUUGAAGGCCACCAAGCCAUGGUCUUUGAUGCGGUCUUUUCCCCUGACUCACGGCUUCUAGCGUCUGCAUCGGACGAUGCGACGGUGCGAAUCUGGGAGGCCGGCACAGGAGAGCAUCUUCAAACGCUUGAAGGACACGACAACAGCGUCUACUCUGUUGCCUUCUCUCAUGACUCCAAGUUCCUAGCAUCCGGCUCAAAAGAUUGUACCGUCAGACUUUGGUCAGUACAAACCGGCGAUCAACUUGAAACAUUUACAGGUCAUAAUAACACGGUACGCUCCGUUGUCUUUUCUCCUGACUCAAGGACUGUUAUUUCCGGGUCAGAUGAUACUUAUGUUCGAGUCUGGUCGGUUGCCACCGCUGCGGCCGUUCACACCCUGGAAGGCCACACUUCGCCAGUCGAGGUGUGUGCCUGCUCACCAAGCGGAAAUCUGAUUGUCUCAGGGUCAUUGGAUGACUAUAUCCGAGUUUGGUCAAUCCACAGCGGCCAACAUAUUCGAAGCCUAAACAGCCACGAGAGGGGAGUUACAUAG
Molecule: messenger RNA, 2784 nt
Organism: Fusarium keratoplasticum
Lineage: Eukaryota; Fungi; Ascomycota; Sordariomycetes; Hypocreales; Nectriaceae
Product: NACHT domain-containing protein
Exons: 3
Coding region: 1-2784 (927 amino acids)
Molecular function (GO): protein binding
Source: RefSeq, a predicted model, not a curated record